UUUAUCUGCAAGAAUUGUCUAAUUGUCUUUACUCUAUCCUCGGCUCGGCAUCACCAUUUCAUCUAUUUUAACUAGUUAAUUAACGAUAUUAUUCACCAAUCCAUUGUUUUGUAUAAUCUAAACAAAUAAGAAAAGUAUAAACCAAAAUGGAUGACAAAGAGAAGAGGAAGGCCGAGGUUCGAGCUCGUCUUGAACAGGCAGCGGCAGCGACCAAAAAGAAGAAGGGAUUCAUGACUCCAGCCAGAAAGAAGAAGCUCAGAAAUUUAUUAAGAAAGAAAGCCGCUGAGGAAUUAAAACGAGAGCAAGAAAGAAAAGCUGAGCAAAGAAGAAAGAUUAUCCGAGAAAGAACUGGUGAACCCAAACGACUGGAAGAUGCAAAUGAAGCUCAACUUCAGUCUGCAAUCAAAGAGUAUUACGAAAGGAUUUGUAGACUUGAAAGUGAAAAAUAUGAUCUUGAAUAUGAUGUUUCAAAGAAAGAUUUCGAGGUUCGCGAAUUGAUGGCCAAAGUAAACGAUGUCAGAGGAAGAUUCAUCAAGCCACCAUUAAAGAAAGUCUCCAAAACUGCCCAACAAAUGGAGAAGAUUCGUAUGUUCACUGCCAAGGUUUCCCAAAUGGACUACCGAUCAGGCCUUAAACAAAUCAAGAAAUACGAUCUUGACAAAGAUAGAGAGGAAAAGGAGAAACCAGAAUGGGCUGCUGGACAAAAGGAGAAAUCUGUCGCAUCUGAUAAGACUGAAGGUUAAGGUACAAGGAGUAAUGAUCUGCAGGAAGAAAAUCAUCAUCGCCUUGUUGUUAUUCACCUUCAUCAAACUUUCUUUGUUCUACCUUUCUCCUCGUUAUCCUUUACUAUAUUUUCUGGAUUCUAGAUUUUCUUUGACAUUUUUCUCAUUGUCUUGCCAUCGAUCACCGCCAGUGAUGUGGAUUCAACCCAUUUGAGUAUAUCUUGUCUUACCGUCAUGUCCUCUAUUUGUCUUGUAAAGAGGAGUCAAAACCAAGUGAAAGUUGCCGAAAGAAAAGCAAAGAAGAAAAGAUUUGGUACUAAUUUCGCAUCUAGAUUGUCCAUUGUUGAAUCUAAUUGUGUCCCAGAAAAACAAACAUCAUCAUACAAAAAUAAAAUUAUGAUAAACUUAAUAAACAACCAAGUUAACCAUAA
Molecule: messenger RNA, 1153 nt
Organism: Tetranychus urticae (two-spotted spider mite)
Lineage: Eukaryota; Metazoa; Arthropoda; Arachnida; Trombidiformes; Tetranychidae
Product: troponin I 4
Biological process (GO): muscle contraction
Cellular component (GO): troponin complex
Source: RefSeq, a predicted model, not a curated record